Acanthopagrus latus (yellowfin seabream) is the source of this 2852-nucleotide messenger RNA. RefSeq names its product polymerase (DNA directed), lambda (gene poll). Bases 182 to 1885 code for a protein of 567 amino acids. The record is from RefSeq and is a predicted model, not a curated record. Gene Ontology annotation, biological process: double-strand break repair via nonhomologous end joining. Gene Ontology annotation, molecular function: DNA-directed DNA polymerase activity; DNA binding. The transcript has 9 exons. Gene Ontology annotation, cellular component: nucleus. Lineage: Eukaryota; Metazoa; Chordata; Actinopteri; Spariformes; Sparidae.
ACUAUAUGUAUAUAUUAGAGUAUGACUUGGAUAUAAUUAUAAAACAGAAAAAACAACCCCUUAACUAAAUAAUUGACCCGGAAGUGAAACAUUUGAAUGGAAUUCUGUCCGUUCCUCCUGGUAUCAGUACGAAUGGUUCCAUCUGAACAGGGGCCAGCGGCGUCCCCCUUCAAGACACAAGAUGGAGCCUCGUCAUGGGAUUCUGAAAGCCUUUCCCAAAGUUAAACGCGCCAAGGUGUUACCUGGAAAAGACGCACCCCCAGUAAAGAAGAAACCUGAUGAAUGUGACAUCACAGGGAACACAUUCAGUGGGAUCACAGUGUACAUCCUGCCUGCUGGAAUAGGAAACGCCAGAUCCCAGAUAUUUCAAAGACAAAUUCAGCAGAAUGGAGGACGGACAGAGAGUUCACUCUGUCCCAGUGUCACUCAUGUUGUUGUAGAUGACAACAUGGACAUGGACAGGGCUCUGCGCUUACUCAAAGUGGCUUGUAUGCCCUCUGGAGUCCAACUGGUGAAAUGCACAUGGCUGAGCCUGUGCAUCAGUGAGAAACAGCUGUUGGAUGUUGCCAGCUACAGCCUGCUUAUACCGCAGAGGGAAUCUGAAACAGUGCAUGAAACUAUUAAGGAAGAGUUGCCGGAUGUCAAGCCUGCUGCAGCAACUAUUUUAGAGCCAGUGUCUGAUCAAACCAAGCCAAAGGAGGCCAUAAACGCGACCGUCCCAGACACCAAAGAGGAAGCACGAGGAGAGGAAGACGGGGUUUCUCAGAGUGACCUGGAAGCUCUCAUCACCGGCCAGCACCCCAAAGAGGAGAGUCCUGGCCCCAGCCUCGACCCCGGUCCGGACUCCGCUGCUCAGAAGGUGGUCUCGGGGAAGUGGGUCUGUGCCCAGUCCUCUCAGUCCAAAACUAAUAACUUCAACAAGCACAUCACAGACAAACUAGAAGUGCUGGCCAAGGCCUACACACACCAGGGGGACAAGUGGAGGGCGCUGAGCUACUCCAAGGCUGUCAACGCUCUGAAGAGUUACCACAAGCCUGUUACAUCGUAUCAGGAGGCUUGUCAGAUACCAGGAAUUGGGAAACGCAUGGCUGACAAAAUUGAUGAGAUCAUGGAGAGCGGUCACUUGCGGAAGCUAGAUCACAUUGGGGAGUCUGUGCCAGUACUGGAGCUUUUUACUAACAUCUGGGGUGCAGGAACUAAGACUGCACAGCUGUGGUACCAACAGGGAUUUCGCACAUUGGAUGACAUCCGCACAAAAGCCCACCUAAGCAAUACUCAGAAAAUAGGACUGAAGCACUACGAUGACUUUCUAGACCGAAUGCCUCGAGAAGAAGCAGCAGCAAUAGAGACCGUGGUGAGGGAUGCUGUCCAGGCCAUAGACCCACACCUGGUGGCGAUGGCAUGUGGCUCCUACCGCCGCGGAAAGGCCACAUGUGGCGACGUUGACGUGCUUAUCUCUCAUCCCGAUGGCAAGUCCCACAAGGGCGUUUUCAGCAAAGUGUUACAGAGCCUCCAUGACAGUGGUUUUUUGACAGAUGACCUUGUUAGCCACGAGGAGAAUGGAGAGCAGAAGAAAUACAUGGGCGUGUGCCGUUUGCCAGGACCCGGCCAGCGCCACCGCAGGCUUGACAUCAUAGUGGUGCCCUACAGCGAGUUCGCCUGCGCGCUCAUGUACUUCACCGGGUCGGCACACUUCAACCGCUCGAUGAGGGCUAUGGCAAAGACAAGAAACAUGAGCUUGUCGGAGCAUUCGCUCAAUGAAAACGUGGUGCGGCAGGGUAGCUUGAAGGUGUAUGGCGGCACUCCACUUGCCACACCGACAGAGAAGGAUGUUUUUCGUGUUUUAGGCAUACCAUACAGGAAGCCUCAUGAAAGGGACUGGUGAUGAACUGCCCAACACGAUGCAUUUGCUGUUUUUAUAGAGAAUGAUGAUGAUGAAUGAUGACGAUUGAGACUGCAAUUAUGCUCAAACAGCAGAUUUUAAGGAUGUUUUACUGCUCCGCAGAUCAUGCAAGAGCCCCUCUUUGACUUGAAUGCUCAUUUUUAAUGUACAAACUAAAGGGUUGAGUUCACUCACAUCUUAUUUUUAUCUUAUCUGUCCCCCCCCAGGUUGUUAAGUGAUAUAUGUGCCAAGAUGUUUUGGCAUCCACCACUGAAAGCUCUGCUGCCAAACCAGUACAAUGAAUUGAAUGUUGUUGUAGCUCCACAGCCCUCAAACAAUAUUACUUUUAGAGACAGCCUUGCUGAUAGAUACAAGGUGCCCUGUGGAGUUCUCUUGUAGACAAAAUUUUUAAUGUUUACAAUCACUUUUACUCACAGUGGCACAUUGUGAGGAUCCUUAAGGACAGUCAAAUGUGUUGAAUGCAUCUCCUUCCUCACAAAAUAUUUGCUAAGACAAUUGUUUAUAUAUAAUUGUUAACACACAUUGUUAACACACAUUUUUACUAGCUAGUAGUUCUCUUCCCUAGAAUCCCUUCAGAUGAUAAAUGUAGAAAAUAAUAAUAAUUGUGUGAACAAUGUGAAACUGGCAGCAGGAAUGUGUAUUAUCAGGAUCAGAAUCGGUAUUCCUUAUUGUCGAUCAUGUGGUCACUAGUACAUCCUCAUGCAUAUGCUCCGUACGCCUCCAUUGUGCUGGGCUGGCCGCAAAGGUUUAAAUGGCAAACGUCUCAAGCUUCAGUAGAUAAAUCCAAAACUAUCGCAUGUUUAGGCACCACCAGGGUAAGUGCAAAAAUAUGGGAUUUUGCAAGCUGGGUGAACUAGCCCUUUAAAGACGUCUUAAUAUGGGAAAUGCUUGACACUAUGUUUGCUGGAAGAUGAGUAAUGAUAAUAAAACAUGCUAAAUGGCGGUGGCA